AUCACACAGGCGCUCUUGCCCUGCUGACCCUGGACGACAUCAAUGCCCAAGAUGGACUUGGUGUGUGGGCUCCAGAAGCAUCGCGGACGAUAGUCUUCUAGCGACGUCAGCGAGACGCGCCCGGACGCGUCGCCUGCCAGGACAAAGGCGCCCUCAUCCUGCGUCUUAAUAGCUCGAAGCGAAUGGAUAGAAUCGGGAGAAUGGUGCCGCAGGAUCCAGGUCGGCUGCGACUGCAUCCGAUCGGUGUCUUGUUACUUUCUGUGUGGAGGCGUCUCCACUCCACCCAGUCGCACACCUUGUCUGGGUGCAGGUUGGACAGUGAGCGCAGGGACCCGCAAGAACGCUGUUCUUGACCACCACUGCGAUUUUUCUCAACAAUGUCUUCCAUCACAAAGGUUCCCACGGUCCGAUUGGGCAACUCUGGCCUGCAGAUCUCCAAGAUCAUCCUGGGCAUGAUGAGCUACGGCUCUUCCAAGUGGCAGCCCUGGGUUCUCGACGGCGACGACGCCUGCCGGCAGCACGUCAAGGCCUGUCUUGACCGUGGCAUCUUCACUUUUGACACAGCCGACGUCUACUCUAACGGCCAGAGCGAAGAGAUUCUCGGGAGGGUUCUCAAAGACCUCAAGGUCAAGCGAGAAGAUGUCGUCAUCUUGACCAAGUGCUACUUUCCCGUGCAAGAGAAUCCCUCGGACCCGAUUGGCCCGCCCAAGAAGCCAAACCAGGGUGGCCUCAAUCGCAAACACAUCUUUGACGCGAUCAAGGCUUCGCUAAAGCGGCUCUACAUGGACUAUGUCGACGUGCUCCAAUGCCAUCGCUUUGACAAAAACACACCGAUCGAGGAGACGAUGCACGCCCUCCACGAUGUCGUCCAGGCUGGCUACGCCCGCUACAUCGGCAUGAGCUCAUGCUACGCUUAUCAGUUUGCUAUGAUGCAGAACUAUGCCAUCAACAACCGUCUCACGCCCUUCAUCUCGAUGCAGAAUUUCUACAAUGCUGUCUACCGUGAAGAGGAACGCGAGAUGCUUCCUUUGCUCCAGGAGCUCGGUGUGGGCUGCAUCCCGUGGUCGCCCCUCGGACGCGGUUACUUGGCCCGUCCCGUUACUGACAAGUCCACGAGCCGUGCUCAGAGCGACAAGCACCUCUCUGGCAUGGUCGGCGGUGAAGCAAGCGCCUCGAUUGCCAUCAACGAGGCCGUGCACAAGCUGGCGCAGAAGAAGGGCGUCUCGAUGGCGCAGAUCUCACUGGCCUGGCUGCUUCACAAGCCCAAUGUGAAUCCCAUCGUGGGCAGCACCAAGCUCGAGAACAUCGAGGACCUCGUUGCCGCCAUCGACGUCAAGCUCAGCGAUGAGGAGCUGAAGCAGAUCGAGGAGCCUUAUGUGCCUCGUGCCAUUAGCGGUCACACUUGAGUUGCCUGCUGCUUGCUUUUCCCUCUUGUGACUGUUCCGGUCGACUCUUUCGAUUUGCGCAUUCCCAAGCGAUACCUUGAAAAUAUCAAAGGAUCGUGCUACAAUUGUCAAUGUCAACUCUUGUC
Acaromyces ingoldii is the source of this 1531-nucleotide messenger RNA. RefSeq names its product Aldo/keto reductase. Bases 378 to 1406 code for a protein of 342 amino acids. NCBI's taxonomy places the organism in Eukaryota, Fungi, Basidiomycota, Exobasidiomycetes, Exobasidiales, Cryptobasidiaceae. The transcript has 6 exons. The record is from RefSeq and is a predicted model, not a curated record.